AUGAAUGUAGAAAUGACUGGGGAAAACCAAUCCUUGUCAAUAGAGUUUAUCCUCACAGGAUUUACAGAUCUCCCAGAGUUGAAAACCCUUCUGUUUCUGGUGUUCCUUACCAUCUUCCUGAUCACCAUGGUGGGAAACCUUGGUCUGGUGGCACUGAUAUGUACAGAGCGUCAUCUUCACACACCAAUGUAUAUCUUUCUGGGUAACCUUGCUCUGAUGGAUUCCUGUUGUUCCUGUGCCAUCACCCCCAAAAUGCUAGAGAAUUUCUUUUCUAAGGACAGAAUAAUUUCCCUCUAUGAAUGCAUGGCACAAUGGUACUUUCUCUGCCUGGCUGAAACUACAGACUGCUUCCUUCUGGCAGCCAUGGCCUAUGAUCGCUAUGUGGCCAUCUGCAACCCACUGCAGUACCACACCAUGAUGUCAAGGAAACACUGCCUUCGGAUGACCACAGGAGCCUACAUAGCUGGAAACCUGCAUUCCAUGAUUCAUGUUGGGCUUCUGUUUAGAUUAACUUUCUGUAGGUCUCAUCAAAUCAAUCACUUUUUUUGUGAUGUUCUUCCAUUGUUCAGACUCUCCUGUGUUGACCCUUAUAUCAAUGAAUUGAUGAUAUUAAUCAUUGCAGGAUUCGUUCAAAUCUUCACUGUUACCAUAGUAAUAAUCUCUUACCUUUUUAUCCUUUUCACAAUUUUCACAAUGAAAUCCACCAAGGGCAGAGGGAAAGCUUUAUCUACUUGUGCAUCCCACUUUCUCUCUGUCUCAAUAUUCUAUGGAUCUCUUCUCUUCAUGUACAUUCGACCAAAUUCACUUAAUGAAGAAGAUAAAGAUUUACCCCUUGCUGUUUUUUAUACUCUAGUUAUUCCCUUAUUAAACCCUUUUAUUUAUAGCCUAAGAAAUAAGGAAGUAAUAAAUGUCAUGAAAAAAAUUAUUAAGAAGAUGUCUUAA
Messenger RNA from Sus scrofa (pig), 942 nucleotides. Its product is annotated as olfactory receptor 5K3-like. The record is from RefSeq and is a predicted model, not a curated record. Gene Ontology annotation, biological process: G protein-coupled receptor signaling pathway. Gene Ontology annotation, molecular function: G protein-coupled receptor activity; olfactory receptor activity. NCBI's taxonomy places the organism in Eukaryota, Metazoa, Chordata, Mammalia, Artiodactyla, Suidae. Gene Ontology annotation, cellular component: membrane.